CGCACACAUGCAUGUUCAUAGCUACGAGAAGAGCUCCCUAAACUUUUUAUUUUUUGUUAUAAAUAAACAACCUACAUUCACAAAUUUAUUACAUCAAUCUCAAUUUCUCAUAACAAGAACAAAUAAAUAUGGCAGAACCACCAAGGAGAAGACAACGUCCUGAUAGUACAAAGAUGUGGGAGGAAAGCGAAAAGCAUGGUCCUGCUAGAGAUCGAGAUGAGAAAAAUGACCGAGGUGAUCGACGUGAUGAUAGAAAGCGCAAUCAUGAUCGCACUCGCAGAGAUAGGAGUAGAUCACCGCGCGAAUCGAGGGAUCAUAGACGCCCUUCAUAUAGGGAUCGGGAUCGGGAACGAGAACGAGACCGCGGUGGCCGGAGAGAUGAUCGAGAUGGGCGCGACAGUGACAGAAAUAGGGACCAUCGAGAGAGGAAUAAUGAGAGAUCAGGUAGAAAAGAAGGUCCCCGAACAGAUGUGCCAGAUAGGACCAGAGGUGAGUUUAUGCCAGAUGCGCUUUCGCAGACGGUGUUUACAUUGAGAGGCAGACCUAACAUUCGUAAAGAGGAUAUUCGACAAUCUCGAGAGGAGGAUGAGGAUAGAAAUGGUAGAAAAGGUAUGUUUUCACCAGAUUCGGAGCAGGAUAGAACAGCAAUACUUCCAAUUAGAACCUUGUCUAAUAUACAUCAAGACAAUGAGCGGUCAUCGGGAGAGAAGUCAAGUGAACGAGCAAGGUCGAGGAGUCCGCUGCGCGAUGAGGAACGAGGUUACAGGAAAGAUAGAGGUAGUGAUGAGACUUCACGGAGGAGCGAAUAUACGGAUGAUCGAAUUACUCCACAGCCAGUAAGCUUCAGUAUCGGGGCUGGUCACACAACUACAGGUCAAGAUCACGAUCGGAUGGAUAUUGAUGGUGGAAACAAGAAGAGAAAAUCACAAGCCAAGAAGAAGAUUGAGGAAGAAGAAGAGGAAGAGGACGAUGAUAUUGUGGUUGAGGAUGAUGGAAUGGCUGCUAUGCAAGCAAUGAUGGGAUUUGGAGGAUUCGGAACUACGCAAAACAAGCAGGUGCCGGGAAAUAAUGUUAGUGCUGUGCGAAAGGAGAAGAAGACAGAGUAUCGACAAUACAUGAAUCGGGUUGGAGGAUUCAAUAGACCUUUGAGUCCAAGUAGGGAUUAAUUGAGAGGAGUGGAGUGUAAGAAUAGGUUGUGGUAGACAGGGCAGGUGAGGGGUUGCAUGUUUAAGAGGGGAAGGCUGUACAAGUUGGCAGAGUGGUGGAUCCAGUUGUUGGAUUGGCGGAUUGUCAUGUUGAUAUGUUACAUGGCCAAAUGAUAUCCGGAGAGUCAUCUUCCUUAAUUAUUAACAUUUUCUAGCCAUUCUCCAUUAGGAAGAGGAUAAAUACCCAGGAACAUUUUCCCGAUUGCCGGAAACAUAAUUCAAUUUAUCCGUUACUCUCGGCC
Messenger RNA from Sclerotinia trifoliorum, 1447 nucleotides. The record is from the annotation of a GenBank genome assembly. NCBI's taxonomy places the organism in Eukaryota, Fungi, Ascomycota, Leotiomycetes, Helotiales, Sclerotiniaceae.